GACAUUCGAGACGUGUCUUGUGUUCUUUUACAACAAGUGGGCGACCAAGAUGCAGUUCCUCAAACGCCACUACAAGAUUCGCAUUAGUGGACGCGGCCUCGUGGCGUUGGAGUGGGAAGCUGGACCGGAGACAGAAGAGCGCGUGUCCUGUGCCGUCGUCGCGGAACGGGAUAUUUUGAAGAAGACAUUGGAGAGGAAGCCUCGGCUGUUUACCUUUCCCCACAGUCUGAACGUGGAGGUGGCCUUUGAGGAGCCUCAGCGGCUUCCCCAAUCGGACCAGUUGAAGUACCUGCCGUCCAAAACCAUUUCUACGCGCGAUCUGCACACAGCUAAACCGACGAGGCAGACACAGAUUCAAGUUCAGAUACAGCCGAGAAAGAUGACUGUGAGUGUGACGGAUGAGAGCUGUCCUACGCGCGCUGAAGCAAUCCAGAUCAAUAUUUUCUACCCAACGAUCGCUCAAAUGCCGAAGAUCAAGUAUGUGGGUGAUAUAGUUCGCUUUCACAAGGUGAAGAUUCAGCAAUACCAGGAUAGAAUCCAAGGCCUCAGUCUACCACGAGGCACACGACAUCUCGUUAUCCGAGAGCAAACCGACGGUAAGCUGGAGCAGCUUACAUGCUCUGACAACUGGACUUUCGAGCCUUCCGACGAGCAGCGCGUUCGCCACCUCAUUAAAUGGGCGCAGAAAAGCUUAGCUGAGGACGCUACUUUACCGCAGGGCUGGGCUGUAGCGCCCAAGCUCCUGGCCGAAUUGAGCCAGGCCGAAAACUUUAUCGACCUCGUCGUGCGCGUCCUGUACCUGGACGACUCUGAGGAGCCCACUCGGUUGAUUGUUUGGGACGGUUCUGGAAGUACAGCCGAUUCAGAUCCGACACUCGUUCGCGUAUUGACAGAUCACGGGAUUCCAAUUCCACCCAAUGGAAUGCUGAAGGAAGUGAUCAUGUCGUCCUGCUGGAGCGUCGUGAGCGAUAUGGGCUUCGUCGAUGGAAUACUCGAACACUGGUGCCGAUUCCGCAAUUUGGCAGUGGGGACUGACGAGGCUGUUCCCGGGGCUGCCAAUGCACCUGGAGGGAGGGAAAUCCUACGCUUCAGAGAAGUAACAUCUCUCAUGCUGAUGGCCAACUUCACAAUUGACGUGAAGCAUCGUCUUUCGUUGAUGAAUGAACCGAACCCAGCAGGUACCGCGACAGGCAGCGUUGAAGGAGGCCAAACUGGUGUUGACCAAGACCAAAACCCUGCUGCCGCUAACCAAGUCGAAGUUGCUACGGUAAUCCCGGAGCACAUCAAGGUGAAAGUCCCAGUGACCCCGUUACAAGAAAUCCUCCGUUCCCCCAAGACACCACGCAAGUUCCAUUGUUGCGCCCGGGUGCGCGGCAUUUGGCCAACUGAUAUCGAGAAAAUCUGCAAGCCCAAGCCUGGCAGUCAAAACGAGUACAUCUACUCGUUCGCCCUGACUGUAGAAGAUAAAGCGGAGUCCCUGAAUAUCAUCGUAUACGGCAAGGAUGCGCACCAGCUCCAAGUCUCUCCUGGAGAAGCGGUUUACAGCGCUGAUGCGAACCCCUGA
This is a messenger RNA of Phytophthora sojae, 1564 nucleotides long. RefSeq lists its product as hypothetical. Gene Ontology annotation, biological process: regulation of telomere maintenance via telomerase; telomere capping. Bases 50 to 1564 code for a protein of 504 amino acids. The transcript has 8 exons. Gene Ontology annotation, molecular function: telomerase inhibitor activity; G-rich strand telomeric DNA binding. Lineage: Eukaryota; Oomycota; Peronosporomycetes; Peronosporales; Peronosporaceae. Gene Ontology annotation, cellular component: chromosome, telomeric region; nuclear telomere cap complex. The record is from RefSeq and is a predicted model, not a curated record.